UUUUUCAGUGGGUUCAAAUAAUUUCACAAUAAAAGUACAAACAUCCAGAUGAACUUCCGGUGCUCCUCUUUAAUAAGUCCGAGUCCGAGCAAACAUGGGCCGAGUCAGAACCAAGACGGUCAAGAAGGCCGCCAAGGUCAUCAUUGAAAAAUACUACACACGUCUGGGGAAUGACUUCCACACCAACAAGAGAGUGUGUGAGGAAAUCUCCAUCAUUCCCAGCAAACCUCUGCGCAACAAAAUUGCAGGGUACGUGACGCAUCUGAUGAAACGCAUUCAGCGCGGUCCAGUCAGAGGAAUCUCCAUCAAGCUUCAGGAGGAUGAAAGGGAGAGGAGAGACAACUACGUACCGGAGGUCUCUGCUCUGGACCAGGAGGUCAUCGAGGUGGAUCCAGACACAAAAGAAAUGCUGAAGAUGCUGGACUUUGGGAAUCUCUCCAAGCUUCAAGUCACUCAGCCGGUUAUUGGAAUGAACUUCAAGACGCCACGAGGACUUUAACAUUUACAAACUACAAAUAAAGUGUAAUGACAAAAAAAAAAA
Messenger RNA from Oryzias latipes (Japanese medaka), 541 nucleotides. It is a transcript of the gene rps17, whose product is annotated as ribosomal protein S17. The record is from RefSeq and is a predicted model, not a curated record. NCBI's taxonomy places the organism in Eukaryota, Metazoa, Chordata, Actinopteri, Beloniformes, Adrianichthyidae. Gene Ontology annotation, cellular component: ribosome. Gene Ontology annotation, molecular function: structural constituent of ribosome. Gene Ontology annotation, biological process: translation.